GUAAAACACAGCUUUGUGGUGGGAAAAGGUGCAGAAUUCCUUAGAUUCUAGCAGUAUUUUUCGAAAGGCAAUUAAAACCGAUCGGGUAAUGAACAACGCAAAUUAAUAGAAAUCAAAAACCAUAGUUGUAACCGCUGGCGGAAACUUUGUCGCGCUUUACCAAGUUACCUGAAUCAUUCAGUCAUUAUUUCUCAAUUAAUUUAUUUAGUUUCUUGAGGAAAAUUGCGCUGAUAAGAUCAACCGACAAAAGUGUUGAACGAUGUGAUCUACCUAACAUUCGUUUUCCAUUGAUAUUUGGUGUGCGAUUUUUGCAAAACUAUGUUGAACGGAUGGCGGCUAACACUUUCAAAAUGUUUUCUGUUGCCUCAAAGGUACAUUUUGGGCAUUAUGGGCUUUUUUGCCAUCGUCAAUGCCUAUACUAUGAGGGUUUCACUGUCGCUGGCCAUCACAGAAAUGGUCAUUCCGAUCAAUGCUACCGAAUAUUACGAUCCAGAAGCGUGCACUCCUGUUGGUUCUAAUCAGACAAAUAGUGCAAUCAGAGAUCAAAGUACUUUAUACGACUGGGACGAAAAAACCCAAGGAUUAAUACUGAGCGCCUUCUAUUGGGGAUACGUUUUAACCCAUCUACCUGGAGGAAUAUUGGCAGAAAAGUUCGGAGGAAAAUACUCUCUGGGUCUGGGGGUUUUAUCCACUGCUCUAUUUACCUUAAUUACGCCUUGGGUUAUUAUAUGGAGUGGCGGUAAUUGGAAAGUUUUAGUAGCAUUGAGAAUCAUUGAAGGACUUGGCGAAGGAACCACAUACCCCGCUUUAACAGCCCUUCUUGCUAAAUGGGUGCCACUAAAGGAACGUGCAACGAUCGGAAGUAUUGUGUUUUCUGGUAGUCAAUUUGGUACGAUUCUGAGCAAUGCUUUAAGUGGAGAACUAAUCAGACGCACAAAGGAUUGGGCUUCAGUGUUUUACUUCUUCGGAGCUUUAGCAAUAUUAUGGUUCAUUUUGUGGGUGCUUUUAUGCUAUUCGGAUCCCAGCAGUCAUCCAUUUAUCAGUGAUAAAGAAAAGGAGUACUUGGAGAAAGAAUUAUCUAAUGUAUCCAAUGUUAAACUCGAUGUUCCAUGGAAAUCGAUCUUAACAUCUGUUCCCAUGUGGGCUUUGGUGAUCACUCAGGUGGGUCACGAUUGGGGCUUUUUCACAAUGAUCACCGAUCUUCCCAAAUACAUGAAAGACGUCCUCAAGUUCAACGUGUCCCAGAAUGGCACCUGGUCUUCAGUACCUUAUAUAGUCAUGUUGCUCACCUCGAUUAUGUCUGGAUGGUUCUGCGAUUUUCUAGUCAGACGUAACAUCAUGAGCUUAACGUUUUCCCGCAAGUUCUUCACAUCUGUUGCUUCCAUUGGACCAGCGGUUUUUAUCGUGAUAGCUUCCUAUGCAGGUUGUGACCGAAUGUUAGCGGUCUGGAUGUUCACCAUUGCAAUGGCUUUCAUGGGCUGUUACUACUGUGGGAUGAAAGUGAAUGCUCUGGAUCUUAGUCCAAAUUUCGCCGGCACUUUAAUGGCCAUCAUCAAUGGACUUGGUGCUACCAGCGGAAUUGUUACGCCUUAUUUAGCUGGCGCGCUUACAGAAGACCACACUCUUGCUCAAUGGCGUUUGGUGUUCUGGAUCACUUUCGGUGUGUUCGGGGUGACUAAUUUGGUUUACUUGCUGUUCGGGACGGGAAAGGAGCAACUGUGGAACAAUCCAGAGUACAAUGCGGAAAAACCGAAACAACCGUUUGAGGAAAAUGGAAAAGCCAAUAUCGAAAUGAAAACCAGCAUGUAGCAGUAUGUGUCAUAUAGUAUGGAAAUAUUGUACAUUAUAAUAUUCCUAAGUUAUUAUUAAGUAUGUUUCAGCAGUAAAUAAUAAAACGUUUUAAAUA
Messenger RNA from Dendroctonus ponderosae (mountain pine beetle), 1906 nucleotides. RefSeq names its product putative inorganic phosphate cotransporter. The transcript has 8 exons. The coding region runs from base 319 to 1809 and encodes 496 amino acids. The record is from RefSeq and is a predicted model, not a curated record. Gene Ontology annotation, molecular function: transmembrane transporter activity. Gene Ontology annotation, biological process: transmembrane transport; monoatomic anion transport. Lineage: Eukaryota; Metazoa; Arthropoda; Insecta; Coleoptera; Curculionidae.